AUGGAUUUCGCGGUGGCGACUAAUUAUACCGCGGUUAAUUGGAGCGCCGCGCACGCUCCAUGGAUUGUCUACCAUACGGAAUUGUUGAUCUGGUAUUACACGAUGGUGACCCUUAGUGUGCUGGGCACCGUGUUCUGCCUGUUGGUGUUGACGGGGAUUCUCUCGUCUCGCAAGCUCCGCUUUGGCUCCGGCGCCCUCAUCGCUAAUUUACUGGUCAGCCUGCUGCUGCAGUGCGCCCUUUUCGUCCCCCUCGUCACCAUCUCGACGGCCGGCAUCCCGCUGGGCGUCAACACCCUGACCCACGCCAGCCGCAGCUUCUGCCGGCACUCCUUCGUGGGCUACUUUAUCCUGAACAAGGUGGUCAGCAUGGCCGACAUGAUGAUCGGCAUCAACCGCUUCGUGGCCAUCUGCUUCCCGCACCACUACCCCCGCUGGACCACCCGCCCGGCGCUGGCGGUCAUGAUCGGCAUCCCCUGGCUGCUGUCUCUAAUCUUCGGCUUCGCCAUCUACUUCCAGGUGGGCGGGGUCUUCCAGGCGUCGCCGCCGUGGGGCGCCUGCGCCGUGACCUUUGCCAGCGACGCCUCCUCCUGGCUGUCGCUGCUCAUGGGCGUCCUGCUGCCCAUCGGGACGCUGGGACUGCUCUUCUCCAUCAUCUUUAUGCGGCGAUCAUAA
Molecule: messenger RNA, 672 nt
Organism: Paramacrobiotus metropolitanus
Lineage: Eukaryota; Metazoa; Tardigrada; Eutardigrada; Parachela; Macrobiotidae
Product: trace amine-associated receptor 7g-like
Exons: 3
Coding region: 1-672 (223 amino acids)
Biological process (GO): G protein-coupled receptor signaling pathway
Cellular component (GO): membrane
Molecular function (GO): G protein-coupled receptor activity
Source: RefSeq, a predicted model, not a curated record